CCUGCACCCCCAGAGCUGUGGGGUAUGGAGAAGCCUCAGCAGCUCUGCUGUGCUUCAGCAGGGGCGAGCCCAGGCAGAGAAGCCAAAGGCCGAGGGGGUCUUCCAGGUGACGAUGCUCCCUGGGGACGGGGUGGGCCCGGAGCUCAUGCACUCGGUCAAGGAAGUCUUUAAGGCAGCUUCUGUCCCUGUGGAGUUUGAAGAGCACCACCUGAGCGAGGUGCAGAACAUGGCUUCGGAGGAGAAGCUGGAUGAGUUUCUCAACUCCAUGAAGAAGAGCAAAGUGGCCCUAAUAGGAAAGAUCCACACCCCCAUGGAGUACAAAGGGGAACUUGCCUCAUAUGACAUGAGGCUCAGGCGUAAACUCGACCUCUUUGCCAAUGUAGUGCAUGUGAGCAGCCUGCCUGGCUAUAAAACGCGGCACAAUAAUCUGGACCUGGUGAUCAUCCGAGAGCAGACCGAGGGGGAGUACAGCUCCCUGGAGCACGAGAGCGUAAAGGGGGUCAUUGAGUGCCUGAAGAUCAUCACCCGGGCCAAGUCACAGCGCAUCGCCAAGUUUGCUUUUGAUUACGCCACCAAGAAGGGCCGUUCCAAGGUCACGGCUGUGCACAAAGCCAACAUAAUGAAGCUGUCCGACGGGCUCUUCCUGCGUUGCUGCAAAGAGGUGGCCGAAUUGUACCCCAAGAUCCAGUUUGACACCAUAAUCAUCGACAACUGCUGCAUGCAGCUGGUGCAGAAUCCCUACCAGUUUGACGUUCUGGUCAUGCCCAACUUGUAUGGGAACAUCAUAGACAAUCUGGCAGCUGGCCUAGUGGGUGGGGCCGGGGUGGUCCCUGGAGAGAGCUACAGUGCCGAGUAUGCCGUCUUUGAGAUGGGUGCCCGGCACCCCUUUGCCCAGGCUGUGGGGAGGAAUAUCGCCAACCCCACCGCCAUGUUGCUGUCUUCUGCCAACAUGCUGCGCCACCUCAACUUGGAGCAUCACUCGGCCCUGAUCUCGGAGGCGGUGAGGAGAGUGAUCAAGGCCGGCAAGGUGCGGACGCCAGACAUGGGCGGCUAUGCCACCUCCCAUGACUUCACCCAGGCUGUGAUCACUGCCCUCGGCGAGUAG
Euleptes europaea (tarantolino) is the source of this 1105-nucleotide messenger RNA. RefSeq names its product isocitrate dehydrogenase (NAD(+)) 3 non-catalytic subunit beta (gene IDH3B). Gene Ontology annotation, biological process: isocitrate metabolic process; tricarboxylic acid cycle. The record is from RefSeq and is a predicted model, not a curated record. Gene Ontology annotation, molecular function: magnesium ion binding; NAD binding; oxidoreductase activity, acting on the CH-OH group of donors, NAD or NADP as acceptor. Bases 113 to 1105 code for a protein of 330 amino acids. Gene Ontology annotation, cellular component: mitochondrion. Lineage: Eukaryota; Metazoa; Chordata; Lepidosauria; Squamata; Sphaerodactylidae. The transcript is spliced from 11 exons.